Molecule: messenger RNA, 8809 nt
Organism: Acinonyx jubatus (cheetah)
Lineage: Eukaryota; Metazoa; Chordata; Mammalia; Carnivora; Felidae
Gene: IPO4
Product: importin 4
Exons: 30
Coding region: 274-3510 (1078 amino acids)
Biological process (GO): protein import into nucleus
Cellular component (GO): cytoplasm; nucleus
Molecular function (GO): nuclear import signal receptor activity; small GTPase binding
Source: RefSeq, a predicted model, not a curated record
GUCGGCCCGGCACGCACGGAACUCGAGUUUUACGCGGAGCUUGGGAACUCUCGACUGGGGGAACCUUCACUGCCAGGGCAUGUUUCCGCGGCUCAGCCGGCGCUGAGGCCAACGGAAGUGGCAAAGCCGGAGCUCCGGGUGGGAAGCAAGUUGAAUCACCCUGGUGACGGGAGGGGCUCGGAGCAACGCCCUUUCCGCCGGAAAUGGGUUUCGGGGCCUCCACGUGCUGUCCCUCCCCCGUCCCGACCCAGUAGUGGCUCCUCGGCUGCUGCCAUGGAGCCCGCCGGCCUGGAGCAGAUCCUGCGGGAGCUGCUGCUGCCGGACACCGAGCGUAUCCGCCGGGCCACUGAGCAGCUCCAGACCGUUCUUCGGGACCCGGCCGCCCUGCCCGCGCUCUGCGACCUGCUGGCCUCCGCGGCCGAUCCUCAGAUCCGCCAGUUCGCGGCAGUGUUGACCCGCAGACGACUGAGCACCCACUGGCGACGGCUGACAGCUGAGCAUCGGGAGAGCCUCAAGUCCCUGAUCCUGUCGGCCUUCCAGAGGGAGACCCAGCACUCUGUGAGCCUUAGCCUGGCCCAGCUCUCAGCCACCAUUUUUCGAAAGGAAGGCCUGGAGGCCUGGCCUCAGCUCAUGCAACUUCUUCAGCACAGUACCCACAGCCCUCACAUACCAGAGAGAGAGAUGGGGCUUUUGCUGCUAAGUGUGGUGGUGACCUCCCGGCCUGAGGCCUUCCAGCCCCACCACCGGGAGCUUCUUCGGCUUCUGAAUGAGACCCUCGGUGAGGUGGGCUCUCCUGGGCUCCUCUUUUACUCCCUGCGCACGCUGACCACCAUGGCCCCUUACCUGGGCACUGAUGACGUGCCUCUUGCGCGGAUGUUGGUGCCCAAGCUCAUUGUGGCCAUGCAGACUCUGAUCCCUGUAGAUGAGGCAAAGGCCUGUGAGGCUGUGGAGGCCCUGGAUGAAUUGCUAGAGUCAGAGGUGCCCAUCAUCACCUCCCACCUCUCUGAGGUCCUCACAUUUUGCCUGGAGGUGGCUAAAAACGUGGCUCUGGGUGAUGCAAUACGUGUUCGUAUUCUCUGCUGCCUCACUUUCUUGGUUAAAGUCAAGAGCAAGGCUUUGUUGAAGAAUCGUCUUCUUCCACCCUUACUACACACCCUUUUCCCCAUUAUGGCUGCCGAGCCCCCACUGGGCCAGCUGGAUCCUGAAGACCAGGAUUCAGAAGAGGAAGAGGUGGAGAUUGGGCUGGUGGGGGAGACUCCCAAGCACUUUGCUGUACAGGUCGUGGACAUGCUGGCACUACAUUUGCCCCCUGAGAAGCUCUGUCCCUUGCUGAUGCCCAUGCUGGAAGAGGCCUUGCGGAGUGAGAGACCGUACCAGCGCAAGGCUGGGCUCCUGGUGCUGGCCGUACUGUCCGAUGGAGCUGGUGACCACAUCAGACAGAGACUGCUGUCUCCACUGCUGCAGAUCGUGUGCAAGGGCCUGGAGGACCCAACACAAGUUGUGCGCAAUGCUGCAUUGUUUGCCCUGGGCCAGUUCUCAGAGAACCUACAGCCCCAUAUCAGCAGCUAUUCAGGGGAGGUGAUGCCACUGCUCCUCGCCUACCUGAAAUCGGUGCCUUCUGGGCACACAAACCACCUAGCCAAGGCCUGUUAUGCCCUGGAGAAUUUCGUGGAGAACCUGGGGCCUAAAGUGCAGCCCUACCUUCCGGAGCUGAUGGAAUGUGUGCUGCAGCCUCUGAGGAAUCCCAGCAGCUCCCGGGCCAAGGAGCUGGCUGUGAGCGCCCUGGGGGCCAUUGCCACAGCUGCCCAGGCCUCCCUGCUGCCCUACUUCCCCACCAUUAUGGAGCACCUGCGGGAAUUCCUGUUAACUGGCCAUGAGGACCUUCAGCCUGUGCAGAUACAGAGCCUGGAGACACUGGGGGUGCUGGCUCGAGCAGUGGGGGAGCCCAUGAGGCCCCUGGCUGAGGAAUGCUGCCAGCUAGGGCUGGGCCUGUGUGACCAAGUAGACGACCCUGACUUGCGGCGCUGCACGUACAGCCUGUUUGCAGCCUUAUCAGGGCUCAUGGGUGAGGGCCUGGCGCCACACCUGCCACAAAUCACCACACUUAUGCUGUUGUCACUGCGUUCCACUGAAGGCAUUGUGCCUCAGUACGAUGGAAGCGCCUCCUUCCUUUUGUUUGACGAGAGCGAUGGGGAGGAAGAGGAGGAGCUCAUGGACAAGGAUGAGGAAGAGGAGGAGGACUCAGAGAUCUCAGGGUACAGCGUGGAAAAUGCCUUUUUCGAUGAGAAGGAAGACACCUGUGCUGCUCUGGGGGAGAUCUCCGUGAACACCAGUGUGGCCUUCCUUCCCUACAUGGAGACUGUCUUUGAAGAAGUAUUCAAGCUGCUAGAGUGCCCUCACCUGAACGUGCGGAAGGCAGCCCACGAGGCCCUGGGUCAGUUCUGCUGCGCACUGCACAAGGCCUGUCAGAGCUGCCCCUCAGAACCCAACACUGCAGCUCUGCAGACUGCCCUCGCCCGGGUGGUGCCGUCCUACAUGCAGGCAGUGAAUGUGGAGCGGGAGCGCCAGGUGGUGAUGGCCGUGUUGGAGGCGCUGACGGGGGUGCUGCGCGGCUGCGGGCCCCUCGCAUUGCAGCCCCCUGGGCGUCUUGCUGAGCUCUGCAACAUGCUCAAGGCGGUGCUGCAAAGGAAGGUAGCUUGUCAGGACACCGACGAGGAGGAAGAAGAGGAGGACCAGGCUGAGUAUGAUGCCAUGUUGCUGGAGCACGCGGGAGAGGCCAUCCCAGCCCUGGCAGCUGCAGCCGGGGGAGAUGCCUUCGCCCCCUUCUUUGCUGGCUUCUUGCCACUGCUGCUGUGCAAGAUGAAGCAAGGCUGCACAGUGGCAGAGAAGUCUUUUGCAGUGGGGACCCUGGCGGAGUCUAUUCAGGGCCUGGGUGGCGCCUCAGCCCAGUUUGUGUCUCGGCUGCUCCCUGUGCUGUUGAGCACCGCCCGGGAGGCAGACCCUGAGGUGCGGAGCAAUGCCAUCUUUGGGCUGGGGGUGCUGGCAGAACAUGGGGGCCGCCCCGCUCAGGAACACUUCCCCAAGCUGCUGGGGCUUCUGUUGCCCCUCCUGGCACGGGAGCGCCAUGAUCGCGUCCGUGACAACAUCUGUGGGGCACUUGCCCGCCUGCUGAUGGCCAGUCCCACAAGGAAACCGGAGCCCCAGGUGCUGGCUGCCCUGCUGCAUGCCCUGCCACUGAAGGAGGACUUGGAGGAAUGGGUCACCAUAGGGCACCUCUUCAGCUUCCUGUACCAGAGCAGCCCUGACCAGGUUGUAGAUGUGGCUCCUGAGCUCCUGCGCAUCUGCAGCCUCAUUCUGGCCGACAAUAAGAUCCCACCAGAUACCAAGGCCGCAUUGCUGCUGCUCCUGACAUUCUUGGCCAGACAGCACACCGACAGCUUCCACUCAGCACUGGGCUUGUUGCCUGGUGACAAAGCUCAGGAGCUCCAGGCCGUCCUGGGCCUCACCUAGACUGAGUUGCAGCCGGGCCAGAGAGAACAGAGCCUGCCCAGACCCCGAGAGCACCUCUCAGCCCAGUGCAGCUCACGCCUUACCAAAGAUUCUGGGCCUCGUGGCCAUUUGGAAUCUCAGCCCUGCCCGCUGCCCUGCAGAGGCGUCUCUGGAUGUGUUCUGCUGUGGAACAACACGAAUGGAGCCUUGACAUCCUACCCUAAAUAAAGGCAGUUCAAUUUCUGCUUGAAAAACAGUAGCUCUGACAGCAGAAAGCACGGAGAUAGAUGUUCAGAAAUGAGGCAGGCAAGACAUAUUUAAUGUAACCAGUAUCCUGGCAGCUUGUGAAUUAGUUCUAACCGCAGUGGAAUCGGGGCCCCGGCUGCAUCAGGAGGCGCCCGUACGGCUUCUCUUGUUCCACGCGAAGGAUCUGUUGUGCUGCAAGCACUGCUCAAGGGGAGAAGACAGGGCCAGUCAGGGGGAGUCCGCGUCAGGCCUGUGUGUCCUCGUCCCCCACAUUGCACCUCGUGCCCACACUCACCUAGCAGCAGAUAGAAGGCCCGGGCAGCCACCCUGCGAGGGCUGAGAGGGGACACCAGGCUGCUGAAAUCGGGCUCCCUGUUGGCCUGCAGCUCCUGUGCCACUGCCCUGUAGGGAUCAAGGACUGUCAGCUGAAGUCUCAGCCUGGGCCCGCCCCACCGAGACACCGUCUGUCUCCCUGAUACCUAUACACAGCCUCCAGCGACAGCAGCUCAGGCUCCAGGGGCAGCUCCAAAGGCAACUCCAUAGGCACUUCAGGGAGUUCGGGUACCACAGGCAGUGCAGGGGCCUCUGGCUGCUCUGCCUCGGCCCAGGCCCUGGGAGAACAUGGGAGUCAGGUGGAACAGGGAAGGUGGCAGCUGUGACAGCAACAAGGGGAAUAUUUGAGUUCGCCAGGGCUGGUGGCUUACCACCGUUCUUCUGAAGGGAUGAGGCUGAUGCGGGUCUUCUCCUCCUCGGCCGCUUCUAGAGAGAGUUCUGUUGGGGGAGGGGGAGGGAGAGGUCGUGAGUGGAUCUGCUUAGAUCUGAGCAGGCGGGACCUUGAGGCCACCUGGUUGACCCAGGAGCCGUGGCUGUGCAGUGACUUAUUAAAAGUGCCCAGUGGGAGAGCUGAAGAGAUCUAUGCUCCCUCAUGUUAAUCACUCCCUUCUAAUAAGAGCAUCGGGGUACCAGUUCUCCGGGACCGGGGCUGGGGUGGUGGUCCUCUCCCUUCUCCAGGUACCUACCUGAAGACAGCAUGAGGGGCCCGCUGGGCUCCUGGGCCUCUCUCAGGACCUGGGGGUGGGAGAGCGAGAACUAAGACCCCGAGUGUCAGAAACAUCUGGGGUAGGGUGAAGCAGUCCCAGCCCUGACCUGGCCUGCACUAGGGGAUGGACCCAGCACCAAUGGCUCCCAUGGGGGUGCGGCGGAGAAGGCAGCCUCUUGACGAAGGAGGAAGGGUACAGUUACCUCAAUAUCGCUCAGAGCUUCAGUCCUCCUCCUUUCCUCCUCAGCCUCCUCUUCAGGCUCCAGGGGUGGCCUUCGCCUGAGUGCUUCUGGGGGUGGCUGGGCACAGCGGGUCCAGAAAGACAGCAGUUCUGGGGGUAACCAGCCAGCUGGGGAGGGGGUGGGCAGUGGGGAUGGGGUCUGAGGUGUGAGGAACACCAAGUGAGGAAUGUGGGUUCAGAAGAUCCCACAUGCCAACUCCCACCGCUCCUUACAGUGAGUUGGGGUUUGGAAUAGCUCCGUGGGGCUUCUGAUGGUCCUCUCAGGAGGCUGCACCUUUGGCUGCACGGCAGGGAGGGCCAGAAGCCCAGUUAGGAGAGAGCCACUCUCCCCGCCCCUCCUCCACUUCUUUGCAAUACUUUGUUCCAAGGCCUCUGACCUUCCAACUCUCAGGUUCAUGCCCCUGCUUGCCCCACUCACUACUAACUGGGGCCUGUGGAUAUGCUAGGUGGGGUCACUCAAGGAACACAGAGCUGUGUAUGUUCAAACCCCCGGAACACGUGCACUUUGGGGAUUGUUCCCUGUGUAACCCCCCCCAUCCCCCCAGAGUUUAGAAGGCCCAGCAUGCGUUGCCCCAGGCCCGCCCUGCCUCCCUCCAUCCCCAGCAGAGCCUAGGCUGCACUCACACACUCCCAGCAGUGGGCUCUGGUUUGCAGUUGUUCCCGGAAUUUCUCCCGGGAAAUCUGAGUCUCCUUGUCCCAGAACAGUAACUGGCGGCGGCGACGGCGACGAGCAGGUGGGCUCACAGGAUAUGGGGCAACUGGGGGCCUCCUCUCCUGAGUCGGAGGGGAAGCGGGGGCAAGGCUGCCCAUGAUUCCCUUUCCCACCACCUUAGUGGUACAAGCCCCAUAUCCCCACCCCAGAGGUGCCCCGAGAAAGAGCUGGACACGGCCUCUGAGUACAUGCAGUUCCAACCUCAUGUGAGGGGCCCAGCUGAGAAGGGCAGUCUAGAUAAAUGGAGUGUGAGCAGGGGUACCUUUUACCCAUUUGCCCAAAGGCCCAGGCAGGCUAGCAGUGGCCCAGGGCUUGGGGAAGCCGAAUACAGAUGAGCAGCUCUGGGAGGGGAAGAGACUUGGAAGGGGCACUACUCACCUCUGGGCUGGGAGGGGCUGGCAGACGCAGCUCUGGUGGAGGGGUCACCUCUGCAAAAACACUCUAGGUCCUGGCUCUGCCACACAGCCUUUGCCCUUACAGUCACCCAGCCACCAGCUAGAAGGCCUCCCUUCAGCAAGUUGGAAUCCAGGGCCCUUGUGUGCAGUAGCUGUACAGGCACGAUGGGCACUCACCAGUAAGUAGGGCCUCAGGCUCCCAGCCUGCUGGCUUCGGUUCCUCGGGGACUGGGACCGGAAGUGGCUCUGCUGCCCCUUCCACCCUGAGGGAAAAUGGGUGAAAAAUGAAGACACCUCUCCCAGCACUGACCCCCUACCUGGCCCAGAGGGUCCUGCCCUUACUGUGCAAGAGCUGGAGGUGAAAGCGAGGGUAAUAUGGUGUCUCCCUCCAGGGCCCGGGGCUCCUCCUUGUACUCUGCAGAGAGAAGAUCAGGUCUCAGAGCACAGAAGAGAGGAGAUGGGAGCACUGCCCAGGCCCAGACUGCCCAUGUCAGGGCUCUGACCAUCCAGUGCCGCACGGGCCAUAGGCAGCCAGAUAGGCCUACCUUCACGUUCCUCUAAUAAGAUAGCUUCUUCUUCCUCGGCAAUCAGCAGCUCCAAGUCUCGCCGGCUGACCUCCGGAAGGUCCCGUUCACCCUGUCCAAAGAGGGAGAGUAAGGAGAGGGGAAAGAGGACACAGUUCCAUUUCUGAAAAAGGCAAGUGGAUCUAGGAGACUGGGUCUGAAAGACAGGCAGCAGGAGGCCCACUGGGCGCUCAAGGAACAGGGGCAGGGAGUGGUGAAAUGGAAACAAGAAGGCAGGACUCGGGGCAGACAGGAGUGGAUAAAUGCAAGGUGGGCUGGGCCGCCAGAGGCAGGCCUCAGGCCCCACUGUAGGGGUACAACUCACCUCAAUCUGCAGCAUGCGUAUGGGCUCUGCCUCUUGGAGGGUGAUGGCCUCUGGGGACAGCACAGUCACCGGGAUCCUGUCUGGAGAGGCAGGAAAGUCACCCCAGCCCCUCUACUUCUUUCCAGGUUCCCACCCCAUGUGGUGAGGCAAAAACAUGGACUCUACAAUCAAGUCAACCUGGGUUCUGGUCAGGCCCAGGCCAGUCACUGCCAAUCUGAACCUGACUAUGCUGCUUAACCACUAGGGGCCUCACUUUCCACCUCUGUAAAAAGGGGUAAGAUUCUGAUCUCAUAGGACUCCUGUGAAGCAGAGAUGAGGUUACACAAAGGGCAUGGCCCUUAAGAGAAGCUCAAUGAUGGUCAUUUCUUCAGUUUUGGGGCCUUCCUAUGCCUCUCCCCGGAAAGAACCCUCUCUGCUCACCUGGCUUCGUUGGCUCCAUAGGGACUUCAGGAGGGAUCUCCUCAAGAAGUCUCUCUGGGGUUGCAGCCUCAAGAAGGUGUCGAAUCUUUGGGGAGGAUUGGGGACAAAAAGGAAGGGUUCAUCUUUAGCUGCUGUUUUCUCACUUCCACAGCCUUAUUCAGACAAGGGACGAAAAUAUUCCUUCAUGCCUAAGCCCUGUGGCACUGACAGUUGUAUGCGGUGAACUCACUCACCAUAUGCACGCCUUUCCUCCCAUUCCUGCCAUUAUCUACUCUUUGUCCAUCUGUCUGUACACGAAGCACUGCACCCUUAUGUCAAGUGUUGUUGGGGACAGAGGAACAGAAAAGAUUCCUGGUCUUAAGGAGCUUAUGGUCCAACAUGAUGACAGGUUUGUAUAGGACCUGGGCAAGAGUCAACACAAAGGGUGAAACAAGCCCCUUAGUGAUGCGCUGAGUUCCAAAACAUUUGGUUCUGGCCAGUGAUAAAGUCUCAUAGAAAAGGAUAGUAUUUGAGCCAGGUCUGUUAAGGAUGUGUAAGACUUAACUAGUAGAAAAUGAGGAUGACCCUUAUGGACUAGGGAAAAAGCACAAGCAAAGAAGUGAACAUGGCAUCUUUGGGACAUGGGGGCCAGACCAGUGUCUGGGAGCCAAAGAUGCUUAAGGGAUAUGCUAAGAGACAGUAGCUAGUUCUAGACCUGGGCAUGGAGAGCUCUAAUGCUAGUACUCUAUCUGCAGUGGGGAGCCACAGGAGGUGUCUGAAGGAAGGAAGUAGCAUUGUAUUAAGCUGUAGAGGUGUUAGAAUGUGGAUAGAGGAGGACAUAGAUAGGGAAACCCAGGGCUGAGAAACAAUGAGGGCCUGGAUUAGAGCCUUGGCAGUGGGAACUGUGUGGAAAUAAGUUCGGAUAAGAGCUGCUUCUAAGUUGGCCUUGAACAGACAAGUGGAAUGGGUUUUGUCUGGGUGGGUCCACCACGACAGUCCCCCUGAGCUGUCUCUGGGGAGCCCUACCUGAGGGAUACUGAAGGGGCUGGGAAGUGUGGGAUCCACAGACAUCAUUCCAAAAAAGGGGUCUGGAGCAUCUUCCAGGGUCUCCAUCAUGGCCAGGCGGUUAGGAAGCAGCAGGCUGGGUCUGAGAGAGAGUGUGGGCUGUCAGGUACUGAGCCAGAGGGCUAAGGUUGCCCUCUAAAGGCUAAAGGGCAGGGGUGGGGGGUGUCGGGUGGCUCAGUCAGUUAAGCCUCUGACUUUCGGCUCAGGUCAUGAUCUCACAGCUGGUGAGUUUGAACCCCGUGUUGGCCUCUGUGCUGACAGCUCAGAGCCUGGAGCCUGCUUCAGAUUCUGUGUGUGUGUCUCUCUCUGCCUGUCCCCUGCUCACAUGUUCUCUC